AACCGGAAUCCCAAAUCGCAGGGGGCCCAGAGCGGCCAUUUCGUUUAUGUUGUCAACUGUUCUAAGCCGUGAACCGCCUGCGGGAUGCUGAGGUGAUGUGGAGUAUUAGCAAUGCGGAACCUGUGGGGUCAAUGAGGGGAGAUCGGCUUGGCGAUUUCUGGUGUCCCUGCAGAGCCCCUGGGUCAGGCCACAUCACUGAGGCUGCAGGACCUCCCUUCACAGCCCCAGCCUGACUCUUCCCAGCAGCUUUGAUUGGAGCCUUCUAAUGCCCACCCAGCUCCAGGCUCCUGGAAAGAGUGGAGCUGUCAGCAAAAGAGACCAAGAAUUGAAGCCCAGAAAGGACAUGCUUGCUGAUGUGAAUUUACCACAGAGGCCCCAGGUCUUGGGUCCAGAGGAGCGGGAUGGAUCAUGUGAGGGCUCCGUGUCAUUUGAGGACGUGACCAUAGACUUCAGCAGGGAGGAGUGGCAGCAACUGGACCCUGCCCAGAGACGCCUGUACCAGGACGUGAUGCUGGAGAUCUACAGCCACCUCUUCUCCGUGGGGUAUCACAUUCCCAACCCAGAGAUCAUUUUCAGGAUGGAAAAAGGAAAGGAGCAAUGGAUGGGGGAGGCUGAACUCCCACGUCAGAGGUAUCACGGCAAGAGGGAAGGUGUGGAAAGCAAACCAUCGAGAAGCCCCUCUUUCUAAAGAAAAUCUCACAUUAGAAACAUGUCUUCUUUAAGAAUGAAAGCCGUUUUCUUCAGUCAAGAAAAUAUCCUUCUGCCUGCAUCUGUUAGGCUCAGAUAUACAUGCCCCAGAUCAGAUUGUGCUUUUUUGCCCUAAGGCGAUCCCUAAACUUCCUGACCUCAAAGGAGGUAAGAAAUGUCUUUGGGGAUAUGGAAGCUGUUUCAUCUAACAGAGUAGAGGUCUUCCAAGCGGGGUAUAUACACAACACUCCCUGGGCGGCGGCGUGUACUUCUGGUCUACUCAUUCUGAUGGAGGCGAAGCUUGGCUCACGUUGGGAUGUUCUGUAUUU
This is a messenger RNA of Eubalaena glacialis (North Atlantic right whale), 1016 nucleotides long. Its product is annotated as zinc finger protein 175-like. Gene Ontology annotation, biological process: regulation of DNA-templated transcription. Bases 266 to 688 code for a protein of 140 amino acids. NCBI's taxonomy places the organism in Eukaryota, Metazoa, Chordata, Mammalia, Artiodactyla, Balaenidae. The record is from RefSeq and is a predicted model, not a curated record. The transcript is spliced from 5 exons.